GUUGCCGUUACUUUUUGUCUAGUCUUCGCGGUUCUGGUGCCGUUUCACACCAUGUCUCUCAUAUCUAACGGCCAUGGGCCACUAUCUCAUCUCUGUUUCCUCUCGCCUCCCUCGCUUCGCCUUCUUCUUCUACAUCCUUUCCACUUUCUUUGAGCCAUCUAUGCCUUCAUAGUGCCUUAAUCCAAAGGUCAAGCCGUCACUUUACGGACGACCAAGUCACUCACUUGCACUACAUUUUGUAAUUUGUUUGCCUCGUAGUCGAGGUAGUAUACCACCAUGAAGGUGAACUCUUCAAUACUGUUGAGCCUGCUAGGCUUGGCCUUACAGGCCCAGGCUGAUCCGACAUGGCCCUCGGACAUAGACGAGUUGGAGGAGAUCAUGUACCAGUCAUUCAAUUUCGGAUCACGACACUUUGCCGACAACGUCUUCCCCUGCGCCAAGGAGGCAACGGGCACCGGUCGCCAAACUGCUGCAGAAUGGCUGCGAACCGCUUUUCACGAUAUGGCACCGGCCAACGCGGGGUCAGGAGUUGGCGGGUUGGAUGCAUCUAUACACAGCAUGUCGGAUCUCAUCGCUCUUGGAGUCUACACAUCCGUCCUGUCGUGCGGCGGUCCUUCGGUUGCAAUCCGAUCCGGCCGCAUCGACGCAACCGUGAAAGGAGCCGCCGGCGUGCCGCAGCCCAACGAAGUCAUUCAAGUUUUCAACUCAAAAUUUAAUCGCAUGGGAUUCACUCCACAGGAGAUGAUCCAAGUCACAGCCUGCGGCCAUACUAUUGGCGGCGUCCACACGGCCGAGAAUCCAACUAUCGUUCCAGACGGCACAAACACGAACGGCUCCGCGCCCAUGGAUAGCUCAAACGGUGUCUUUGACAACAGAAUUGUGACCGAGUAUCUAGAUGGCACCACGCGGAACCCACUCGUCAUUAAAAUGGGCACGGCUCGAGCCAGUAAUUCCGAUUUCGUCGUCUUCAGCUCCGACAAGAACGCCACCGUGAAGGCCAUGACCGGCCUCGCAGUCUUCAAGUCUACCUGCAAGACCGUCUUCGAGAAGAUGAUCAACACCGUGCCAUCUGGUGUUACUCUUGGCGAUGCCAUCGCACCCUACACCGUCAAACCGUCCCAGCUUCAGCUCUCGCUCACUUCGCCCACCGUCAUGACUCUUACAGGCUAUAUUCGCGUCCGAACUACCGCUAUCACAGGCAUCUCGAGUCUGACAAUCAACUAUAAGAAUCGAAGUGGCGGCUCCACCUGCGGGACGGGCUCCUGUGUCUUUACAAUCACCAUCUCGGGCAUCUCAAAGGGCUUGGAAGAUAGCUUCUCCUGGUAUCCCAUCAGGCAGGAGAUUCCCGUCAGCACGGGAAUCUCGUCCUUUACUGUGACGAUCAAUAAGAGCGAUGGCUCAAGCACAUUAUUCAAUAACAACGGCAACGGGUACCCGAUCCAGGACGGCAUCUUUCUUCAGACGUCCCAGAGCUGCCUGACGCAGAACUCUGGCGAUGUUACACUUGUUGCCGCAGUCCGCAAUGACCGCACGUCUCUCCCGGUCAAGGCAGAAAUCUCUUACAAGACAGCGCGGACAAGCAGUGUGGUGCCUCUGCUGGGUAAGAUGACCGUCGACAUGGUCAAGGGCGACUGUGUAGGCAGCUACACAUUUUACAGCGUCACCACGAACAUUCCUGGUGGUGUUAGUUUCGAGUCGACUUUUGACUUCAUCAGUGGAGAGGGCGCGUCCGCCAUGAUUGACCCCUUCAAGAAGGCUGACCCUAUCGGUGGGACAUGUUCGAGCUGGACGGGAGGGUCUCCUACAUGCAGCAGCGUCACAGUGUCAUCUUCUACGUCCAGCGCGGCCCCGACUGCCACGAUUUCCCACCGACAGACCAUGGGCGGCUACAAGCUCGUCUCCUGCUGGACCGAGGCUUCUGGUGGCCGAGCUCUCAACGGUGCCGCCUUCGUGUACGAUGGCAUGACCCUCGACAGCUGUAUGGCAAACUGCACGGGAUUCGACUACUGGGGCACUGAGUACGGACGCGAAUGUUACUGCGGUAAUUCUCUGGCUACGUCCAGCAGCUCUGCGCCCUUGGCCGACUGCAACAUGCCAUGCUCUGGUGAUUCAACUCAAUACUGCGGAGCCGGCAAUCGCAUUGAGCUGUACUCGACCACCGCCACCCGCACCAGCAGCUCUACGGCCGCUCCCACGGCUACUCUCGCACACAUAAACACCGUCGGCAAGUACUCGCUCGUCGGCUGCCAGACCGAGGCCGAUGGCGGUCGCGCCCUUUCUGCUGCCCAGACUGCUGCGGAUGACAUGACUCUCGACAAGUGUGCUACUUUCUGCUCCGACUACACAUUCUUUGGCACAGAGUAUGGACGUGAAUGCUAUUGCGGUAACAGCCUGGCAGCAACCAGCAAGACUGCGCCCCUGAGCGAGUGUAACAUGAAGUGUGCUGGCAACUCAUACCAGUACUGUGGUGACGGCAACCGCUUGGAGCUGUACAAAGUCGGCAGUGCCUCGUCUACUUUGGCGUCGACGGUGGCCACUACGACCUCGAGCAGCUCUUUGUCAACGAGCUCUGCCAGUGUUUUGGUGGCGAGCGGGUCAACGUCUUCAACCCUGGCUUCUGCUUCUGCUACUUCCAGCAGCUCUUCGACCUCAUCACAGGUGUCUACUUCAAGUUCAAGCAGUGUCGUGUCUUCCAGUAGUUCCAGUUCUUCUAGCAGCGCCGGAUCCUCGAGCAGUGUCACGUCCUCCUCAAGCACGUCAUCGAGCAUCGCAUCGUCCUCUAGCAGCGGCGUCACUUCAUCAACAGCCUCGUCCUCUGCCUCCAGCACCAUCUCAACCUCCAUAUCCGCCUCCCCGACGCUGGCUCACAAGCCUAGCAUCUCGCCCUACACCCUGGUGGGCUGCUGGACGGAAGGCAACGGCGUCCGCGCUCUGAGCCAAAAGAACUACGCCUCCGGUGACAAUAUGACGCUCGAGUACUGCGCCUCGUACUGCUCAGACUACAAGUACUUUGGCACAGAAUACAGCAGCGAGUGCUACUGCGGCAACACCCUCGCCUCCUCCAGCGCCGCCGCGCCCCUGGCGGACUGCAGCAUGACCUGCAGCGGCAACAAGUACGAGUACUGUGGCGGCGGCAACCGCCUGACGCUCUACCAGUCCGACAAACAAGUGACGGGCCCCAGCCAGCCCGCCACGGCCGGCGCCUACGCUUUCCUCGGCUGCCGCACCGAGCCCGCGCAGGGCGGACGCGCUCUGGAUGCCAAGGCUACGGCCAGCAGCGACAAGAUGACCAACGAGGCGUGCGCGGCGUUCUGCGAUGGGUACAGCUACUUUGGCACGGAGUACGGCGGCGAGUGCUACUGCGGUAAUGCCCUGCCGACGACGUCGCUUGAUGCCCCGUUGGGCGAUUGCAGUAUGUUGUGUACGGGUUCCAGCACGGAGUACUGUGGUAAUGGCAACCGUUUGUCGGUUUAUAAGAAGUGAGGGCGGUUUAGUGGUGUGAUGAGGUAUUCACAGAUUAUGAGGAAAUGGGCAUUAGAAUCGGAGCAUAUAACAAUGCCGAUGCGUUCGGCGUUGACAAGACUGGAGAUAUGAUACCUUUUUGGUCACGGAUUUCGGCCAUUUACAUACAAUCAUAAAACAUCUUACUCCCCUUACUAUCAGGUUGAAUGAGUCAUUUGUAAAUACUUGGAUUGGAGACGAACCAAUUCGCCUUCUCGGCAGCCAAGAAACUUGGCGCCCCCAUGCUGUCGGAGUGCAAUCCGCACAACUCCUUCAAAUAGUCAUGACUUGAAAGAUUGCACUAGAGGGUCAAAUUAUGUUG
This is a messenger RNA of Colletotrichum acutatum, 3823 nucleotides long. Its product is annotated as copper radical oxidase. Gene Ontology annotation, molecular function: peroxidase activity; heme binding. Lineage: Eukaryota; Fungi; Ascomycota; Sordariomycetes; Glomerellales; Glomerellaceae. The record is from RefSeq and is a predicted model, not a curated record. Gene Ontology annotation, biological process: response to oxidative stress. Bases 277 to 3483 code for a protein of 1068 amino acids. The transcript has 3 exons.